AUGGCUCUCUCACCCACAAAUCUAAAUGAUGAGAUGUCUCUGCAGAUGAAGACAGACUGGAAGGAACAACAGUUGACUGAGAAAAAUAAUGGCUUUCUCCCAAACCUCAACGUGGCUGAAGGUGCAAUGCAGAAUUUGCUAAAGGAAAUUACCAUACUGGAAGACGUCUUGGACAGGUCAGAUGAUGAGGACGACGUUUUCUCUGAAAACCCUCAAAAUGACUUCCUUCACAAGGAUACAUCAGAGGAGGAGUCUGAGUACGGCCAGGAUCUGCAGAGCGAUGAGCAGGGUGAGCAGGAAGCAGAUAUCGUUCAUGAAGACGCUCAGGAGUCCACAUCUUUGCAGUUUGCAGAGAAGAACAGCCCUGAAUUGUGUCAGGAGAGCAUGUUCUUCAAUGUAAACUACUGGAAUACAAAGAUGGACUUGCAACUGCAAGAACUCAGAGCUGAUGACAUAGGUUGGAUGGACAAAAUUAACAAUAUUAUACAAAAAAUAAACGUAACAGAAACCACAGUGAAGAGCUUAUUAAAUGAGGUGAUAUCCCUGGAGGAACAAACUGAGAUGCUGGCGGACCAGGACCUUGACCCCAAUCAGGGGAUAUACAUCGAGGCAGGUGUUUGUAAUGAAGCUCAUGAAUUAAAGGAGAAAUUCAUUGAAAGAAUGGAGGACUUUUGCAAGGACAUGGCUCUGCUGAAUAGAAAGCUGAGGAUGUACCAAAUGCAAGACGGGAACACAGAUUCUGAGUACAGUCCUGAAGAAAUGGACACUGAAGAAAUGGAGCCGCAGCUUCUUCAGGCUCCACCCCCUGCGUUAGGGCAGGACUCUCCUCCCCGUGUUACCGCGUGGAAAUGUGCACUGAGGAUUUUCGUCAUGUUUUACGUCCUCGUGUUCACUGGACUUUCAUGCUACAUACUAUUUUUUGAUGCUACAUUUGUCUUUGAAAGGGUGCUCCCUAGAAUGCUUGGGCGCCGCACGAUGUGGGAGCUACGGGAGAUCAUUGCACCUUUCUUGAAUUUGGAAGCGGAAGACUUGUUACCCUCCUAAAGUUACAGAACUUGCCCUUAACCCUACUGACUUUCUCCCCAAUAAAAUUCUGGCUGUUCCUGUA
Molecule: messenger RNA, 1108 nt
Organism: Lemur catta (Ring-tailed lemur)
Lineage: Eukaryota; Metazoa; Chordata; Mammalia; Primates; Lemuridae
Gene: SMCO2
Product: single-pass membrane protein with coiled-coil domains 2
Exons: 8
Coding region: 1-1044 (347 amino acids)
Source: RefSeq, a predicted model, not a curated record